Messenger RNA from Cygnus atratus (black swan), 446 nucleotides. RefSeq names its product prolactin releasing hormone (gene PRLH). The transcript has 3 exons. Gene Ontology annotation, biological process: G protein-coupled receptor signaling pathway; feeding behavior; response to peptide hormone. The record is from RefSeq and is a predicted model, not a curated record. The coding region runs from base 160 to 420 and encodes 86 amino acids. Gene Ontology annotation, molecular function: neuropeptide hormone activity; prolactin-releasing peptide receptor binding. NCBI's taxonomy places the organism in Eukaryota, Metazoa, Chordata, Aves, Anseriformes, Anatidae.
AUCAGCACAAAACCGGGCAUAAAAGCGGUGUCCCGGGGGACUCCGGCUCAGAGGCUGAGCGGGACGGCACCAGGCACCUCGCCUCGCACCGCGCCACCUCGGGGAUCGCCGUCACCGUGUCCUCGGGCUGAGCCGUCGUGGGGGGAAAAUCCUCCGGGGAUGAAGCUGGGGGCCGCCUGCCUCGUGUGCCUGCUGCUCGCCUGCCUGGCCCUGCCCACCGCCGCCACCCGCAUCCGCUCCAUGGAAAUCAGGAACCCGGACAUCGACCCCUCAUGGUACACCGGCCGCGGGAUCAGGCCGGUGGGGAGAUUUGGGCGACGGCGAGCCUUGGGAGAAGGCACCCAGCUGGGGGGGGGCGGCUUGCGGCCAGCCUGCGCCCCUCUGCGCCCCCAGCCCCCCCGGGGGGAGCGCAGCGCCUGAGCUGAAGAUGGGGGACCCCAAUAAAA